AACGUCAGAUAUUUCUCACCAGGUUUGAUCAAAUAUUUAAUUCGCAUUUAAGAACUUUCGAACAGUUUCACAGUAUUUGGGCGCCGAGUUGAUGUGAGACAUUAACGUUUCGCCUGGCAAUCUGGUCCAAGUUUUUUCAAGGAAAUAUAAUAAGGCAUUGAAAUUAUCGAAUAUAAAUAGGUACAUGGUUCUUUGGUUCACUGUAUACUGAAUAUGCCAUCCAAUCAAUGUUAACAAUGUUUAAAGUAGGUAUUUACAUUAGUGUGUAUUAUCUGAAUAACAGCAAUUGCAUUUAACGGCUCUCAUCAGUUGUCUUAUCUGAAUAUGUUAAACGAUUAACUGGAACAUUAAAAUAACAGAAACAUUCAGUUACAAUUACAUUCUUCCUCUUUGGAUUCAUUCCUUUAUCUUGUUUAUUUAUCCUCAUUUUAUGCAUACUGUGACAUUUUUGAUUCAUAUCAUUUAUAAAAAUUAUGUUUUCUUAAAGCUCACUGACCAGAGACAAUAUAUAGUAAAUGAAAUUUCUUCUCACACCACUUACGUAUACACACAAUCUGUUGUCUUAACACUUCGUUUCACAUCACAUGUCUCUUACAUACUAAUGCAAAUACCUACUUUAAACAUUGUUAACAUUGAUUGGAUGGCAUAUUCAGUAUACAGUGAACCGAAUAACCAUGUCCCUAUUUAUAUUCGAUAAUUCCGAUGCUUGAUUAUAUUUCCUUGAAAAAGCUUAGACCAGAUUGCCAGGCGAAACGUUGGCUUUACUCCAAAUUCAUUCGCCGAGAUUUUACAAAUACAUUCUUCCUCUUUAAUCUAAUUAGCACUUUUGAAAGAUGACUUCUAUUUUGUUGUUUUAAUGGGAAGUCGAUUCCAUUUUAGUGGAUAGUCUGAAAUAUAAAUAUUUUUUUGUCUUAAAACUUGUUUUAGUUUUGUGGGUGUACUAAAAUUCUAUAUUAUGACAUUCAUCUUACAACUUGUAGUUUUCUACUUGAGCUUUACUUUAUUUCACCUGUUUCAGUGAGAUAGGAAUAGGUUGGAAGAAAUUUAGGGUGGGACAUAUCAAGGCGUUAUCAGUUCAUACAAUCAUUGACUACUAUUGACAGGUAUAAGCUACAUAUUGAGUUCUUCACGACAACUAAUCAGUGAUCGAAGACGUUAAUUGACAUUUCAGAACCAUGUACAGUAGCGCAAGUGCAUUCAUCAUUUAUAUUCUACCAUUCUCAAAAAAUAGGAACAUAGCACGAUAAUCCUAAAAAAAGAUUUUUGUUCAUUUACUUUCGUGGAACGUAUAAUUUUCCGAAAUAUCUGAUUCAUAACUUACUACUUAAAUCUAUUGCUAAGUUAACCCAAUAAUUAAAAUAGUCCCAGUUGUACUGGCACAAUCUCUUAAUCAAGUUAAUUUUUCUUUACUCAGGCUCGUCCUAUUGAUUCUGUCGGUCAGUUAGCCCAUGCAUUAAGCAGUGUCAAACUUUCCACAGAUACACUACUAAAAAUAUUCUGGCCAAGUUCAUAUUGUAGGCUGUUACGUGAAGAUGUUGUUCUACUAGAUAGUCCAGGGAUUAAUGUUGAUCCAGAUAUGGAUAGAUGGAUUGAUCUUCACUGUUUGGAUGCGGAUGUUUUCAUUCUUGUUGCUAAUGCUGAGUCAACAUUAAUGCAAGCUGAGAAAGAUUUCUUCCAUAAAGUCAGUCAGAAGUUAUCCAAACCAAAUAUUUUUAUCAUUAAUAAUCGUUGGGAUGCUUCAGCAAACGAAAUUGAAUAUAUUAAUGAGGUACGUGAGCAACACCUGCAACGUUGUGUAGCGUUUCUUGUUGAUGAAUUAAAAGUGUGCACACGUACAGAGGCAGAGGGACAUGUUUUCUUCGUUUCAGCCCGUGAAGUUCUAGCGAUGAGAACAAAAGCGAAUUUAGGUGGCGAUCCACAUUCAGGUCCUCCUGGAGCGGCUACAAGUAUUGGGUCUCCUUUGUCAGCAGUGGCCUAUAUGGCUGAGGGUUGGCAAGACAGACUCGUGGAGUUUACAAAUUUCGAAACUGUUUUCGAGAAAAAUCUUUCAGAGUCUGCUACUCGUACAAAAUUUGCAGCUCAUUCUGAACAAGGCAAGGAUGUAGUGAAUAGAAUUCGUACAAUCAUGGAAAAUAUCUAUGAGACAACAGUUGAAGAAAAAGAUGCUGCUGUUCGUUGUCGUCGUCUUUCUCAAGCCCAUCUUGAAGAGGUACGUGCCCGGUUGAUGAAGACAACUCAAGCUGUGGAUGAAAUGCUUCAUGCUAGUUUGGCACGUGUUGAAGCUCAAGUUGCUAGUGCAUUAAAUGCUGAAAUUCGACGUUUGAGUGAACUUGUCGAUAGUUAUUCGCGUCCUUUCCAUCCAGAUCCAGCUUUGAUUCAUGUAUACAAGCGGGAACUAAAUACCCAUGUUGAACGUGAAUUAGGCAGAAAGCUUACUGAAGCUUGUUCUAGUGAUAUUCUUAAUGAAGUUGCUCGAUGUGAACAGUUAAUGAUGAAUAAACAUGCGGCAAUUGUUUCAGAAGAAGCUUGUAAAAAUCGUAUACUUCAGUUAGUUGAUCCUACUGCGUUUACUCCGGAAUUCCAUCUUGAUUGUCGUAAUUUGUGUGCAAAUUUUCGCGAAGAUAUUCAGUUUCGUUUUUCUCUUAGUUUGGGAACGCUGUUCCAACGGUUAUCAGCCCAACGUCGUUCGACGAAUAGUUAUCAUUGGACACAAUCUGAUGGAAUUCCUUCUAGUUUGGUUAACUCUUCCAUACUACCCAGAUCUUCGUUGACUGUUGAUUUAUUCCCUUCUCUUAUGAGCCGAAGUGCUGUCAGUACUGUUAUUGUUUUUGGAAUUAUGUUUAAAGCUGUUGGUUGGCGAGUUCUGGCAGUGGCUUGUGGAAUAUACGGUGGUUUAUAUUUAUAUGAACGACUUUCUUGGACAAAUAAAGCUAAAGAGGCUGCUUUCAAACGUCAAUAUGUCGAUUUCGCUUCCCAUAAAUUACGUUUAAUUGUUGAUUUAACUAGUACAAAUGCUCGGCAUCAAGCUAAAAGAGAGUUACAUCUAGCUCAUAAGAAGUUGUCCACGGAAGUGGAGAAUUUCAGUGAUACUUUAGUUGAAGAAGUGAAACAAUUGGAUAGUGAUAUUAACCGUCUGGAUUUUAUUACUACAGAAGCAAGGAAACUUAAAAAUCGUGCUAAUAACUUGGGGAAUAUUUUGAAUAAAUUUCAUGAAACAUUUAUUUUAAAUCCAUGGGAUGAAUCUAAUUAGAAGAAUUCAAUUUAUUCUUUUGGUGUUUUCUUUUUUUGUGAGAAGAAAUGUUCAUCCAUGUUUUAAUUCAUCCGUCGAUAACCAUCUUUGAACAAUAUAUAUAUAUAUAUAUAUAUAUAUAUAUAUAGUUUAGUUUACAAAAUGAAAAGUAUGAUGCAAAAAAACAAAAUCUCGAAUUGAAAUAUCUUCAAAAAUCGUUCUAGUAGUAGUAUUAGUUAGUAACAGUAGCAUGCUUCAUACGUGUCUAUUAAUAAAUUCGGCAAUUGGCUGUUUCGUAAUUCGAUAAACUUGCAAAAAUAUUUCUAAAAUGUUCCCAUAAGAUUUUCAUUAGUUUUGUUUUAAAAUGAAAUACAUCACUUAAUGUGUAUUCAUGCACAAUGGAUUAACACGAUGAAGUUUUUAUAUGCCAACCCGCAUUAUGCUUGUGUAUAGUAUGCCGAUAUCAUAACAUUUUGACACUUCGUAAAAUUCAUGCAUAUUUUUUUUAUCUCAGUAGUUUCUGUUUAUCAUGGUUAUUCUGUCCGAUUAACCACUUUUUUUGAACACUUUUGUCUGUAUCUAUAUUCUUUAUCCACCGUUUGAAAUUUCUUAUUUCUAUAUAUAAUAGUUAACCGAAAUA
Molecule: messenger RNA, 3869 nt
Organism: Schistosoma margrebowiei
Lineage: Eukaryota; Metazoa; Platyhelminthes; Trematoda; Strigeidida; Schistosomatidae
Source: the annotation of a GenBank genome assembly